Molecule: messenger RNA, 756 nt
Organism: Lotus japonicus
Lineage: Eukaryota; Viridiplantae; Streptophyta; Magnoliopsida; Fabales; Fabaceae
Exons: 1
Coding region: 1-756 (251 amino acids)
Source: RefSeq, a predicted model, not a curated record
AUGAAUGGCAAGUAUAGUUGCAAAUCUGGUUACAAGUUGUUACAGGUUUUGACUUAUGAGGAUGCUCCUUCCUCAUCUCGUGCUGUCACGUUGCCACCUCCCUUGUGGAAAUUUUUUUGGAGAACAGAUGCGUUGUCUCGUUGCAAAGAAUUGACUUGGAGAGCUAUCAAAGGAGUUCUACCGGUGAGGCAUAGCUUGAGGGUCCGUGGAGUGGAUUUAGAUGAUGUUUGCCCUUUUUGUAGUUCAGAGCCCGAAACUUCUGAUCAUGUUCUGGUUCGUUGCCCAGCGGUGCAGCCGCUUUGGUUUGCAUCUCCCCUGGCUGUGCGCGUGGACCAGUUUUCGUCCAUGUUGGAGCUGGUUAUUGCUUUCCUAUCGACGGCGGAAGAAGAGCAUAUAACAGUGUUUCAAACCUGGGUUUAUGCUCUUUGGGAGGCUCGAAAUUCACAGGUGCUUGAUAGCAUUCUUGUUCGCAUGGAGAGGCUUCUUCAGCGAGUUGCUGGUUUGUGCGCACCACCUCAACCAGGUCCAGCGCCAGUGGUUCGGGAUCAGAGGCGCCUUGCUUCAUCAUGGUCAAGGCCGCGACAAGGGACGUCGAAGGUAAAUUUGGAUGCAUCAUAUCGUGAGGUGAAGGAGCUACCUACGGCAUGGUGGUGCGGAAUCAUUUGGGUGAGGUCCUUGCAGCAGCAGCUUCGCAUCCUACACCAGCUAUGUCUGCGUUGUUGGCGGAAGCUCAAGGCUUGCGGUGGGCUGUGGUGA